AUUAACGGUACGAAAUAAGAAAUAUUUAAUUUUUUUUGUUAGAUAACGUACUGCAAUUAUGUCGUUGGAAAAUGUUCAAGUAAUUGUUGGUAUAGAUUUUGGGACCACAUUUUCUGGAUUUUCUUAUUGCCACGUAGUAUCGAGAGAUAAUAUUGUUACGAAUGAUAGAUGGGAUGAAAUUACUGGUCAAUUUAAAACAAAUACAGUUCUUCAAUAUGACAAUGAAUUUGAUAAAGUAAUUAAAUGGGGGAUUCCAGCUUUAGCUAAACGACAAGGUCGAAGGAAUGACAACAUUGGGACAAACCCAGUUGAAUUGUUUAAAUUAUGUUUAGGUAACUUAGAAGAAAAUUUAAAACCUAAACUUCCAGUAAAUUAUAAAAAGGCUAUUACGGAUUAUCUUAGAGAAAUGGUGAAGUUAAUUAAAGAAAAAAUUGAAUCCCAUUGGGAAGAUCUGAACAUAUUCGAAGAAGUUCUUUUCGUACUUACAGUUCCUGCAGAAUAUUCUGAAAAAGAAAAAGCAGUAAUGAGAGAUUGUGCAUAUAAAGCUGGUUUAAUUAAUGUAAAAAGCACAGACUUAUUACAAUUCACUACUGAACCCGAAGCUGCUGCGGUUUAUUGUAUGGAACAUUGUUUAAAAGAACACGAUCUAAGCGAUACAGAUAGUGCAGAAACAACUUUCAUGAUUGUAGACUGUGGAGGGGGGACCGUAGAUUUAACAACUCGGAAUAUUGUUGGUAAAGAUGUUGGAGAAAUUACUGAACGAUCAGGUGAUUAUUGCGGAAGCUCAUUUGUCGAUCAAGCAUUUCUCGAGCAUCUAAAAACUAUAUUAGGUCACUUUGCAAUUGAUAAAUUAAAAGAAAAUCAUUACAAACAAUUGCAAUAUAUGGUUCAAAAAUUUUGUCGACAGGCUAAAUUUCUUUUCACAGGCGAAGACAGAAAUUUUAAAUAUGAAUUAGAUAUUUUGGACACAGCACGUGAAUUGCAGCAAUAUGUAACUGGAGAUGCUAAAGAAUUGAUGGAAUCAAAGCAAUGGUUAAUUAAUAUUAAUUAUAACGAAAUUAAGUCAAUGUUCGAUCUAGUUGUUAAAAGAAUUCUAAAAUUGAUAGAAGUGCAACUUGAAAAUUGCAAUAAAGAAUGUUCGAUAAUGUUCUUGGUUGGAGGAUUCAGUCAGUCAAUUUAUUUGCAAAAAAAAAUUAGAGAAAAGUUUAAGGAUGUAGUGAAAAUUAUUACACUUCCUACACAUCCUAUUGCAUCAGUAGUUCGUGGUGCUACAUUAUACGGCUUAGGAUUGUAUGAUAAUGUUAAUAAUAUAGAUAGCGAUGUACGACUUAAAUUAACGACUCGCAUAUUAAAAUUUACUUAUGGUAUUAAAAUAUUUGAUAAAUGGAAAAAAAGUGAUCCUAUAGAAAGAAAAACUCCUAAAGGAGAAAUAAUUAAAUUCCUUCCUAUUGAAGGCGCUACGAAAGGAAAAGAAGUCAAAAUUGACGAAGAUGUUAUUGUAGAUAAUCUUCUUGGUCCUAAUAAUCCUUUUCAAACAGCGGCAACAUUUCACGUAUAUUACACACGAGAAGCUAAUGCUAAAUAUUGUGACGAACCCGGAAUGGAAUAUUUGGGAAAACUUAAAAUCAAUCUUCCAGAUGUACAUCUUGGUUAUAACAGACCUCUUAAAUUUGGAUUAUCAUUUGGUAGAAUGGAAAUAAAAGCUACCGCAAGAUAUACAAUAAACGGGCAAAGUCGUCUAACUACUUUUGAGAUAGAUAUAGAAGAUGAUUGAUUUAUAACUAUACAAGUAUUUUCAGAGUAUUUACAGUAUAUAUUUAAAUUUCAUUUGAAUACACG
Rhizophagus irregularis DAOM 181602=DAOM 197198 is the source of this 1839-nucleotide messenger RNA. RefSeq lists its product as uncharacterized. The record is from RefSeq and is a predicted model, not a curated record. Lineage: Eukaryota; Fungi; Glomeromycota; Glomeromycetes; Glomerales; Glomeraceae.